This is a messenger RNA of Drosophila hydei, 716 nucleotides long. RefSeq lists its product as uncharacterized. The transcript has 3 exons. NCBI's taxonomy places the organism in Eukaryota, Metazoa, Arthropoda, Insecta, Diptera, Drosophilidae. The record is from RefSeq and is a predicted model, not a curated record. Bases 89 to 589 code for a protein of 166 amino acids.
GUUUUUGAUAUUAUUUAAUAAAAAAUAAUAAAAAAAAUAAAAAAAAGCAGAUCUAAAUUCGCAGUAAUUAGCUCAUAGACCUCCCAAUAUGUUGUCCAAAAAGGAAAUUGUUGGGAUUAUAUUGCUUAUAACAGCGCUGAUCUGUAUACUGAAUGCUGCAGUGUUUGGCGGCAUCAUGCCUAUUUCAUCGAGCUAUGAGCAGUUGGCGCAGCAAACUAUAAGUGCGGGCACCGCGUACAUUUGUAUACUUUAUGGACUGAGCACAUGGCUGUAUGGUUCUCACUACGCGAUUCCCAGGCGUGAAAUCCGCUAUGUGCUCAUUUCCAUGCUGAUCGUCCUGAUUUUGGCCAACUGCAUUGGGCUGUCGACAGUGAUCAAGACGCAGUACAUGUCCCAGCUGAGUAGUAGUGUAAAGGUAAACGAUUUGUAUACUCCAUUCGAAUAUGCGUGCCGCACGGUGACCUUGGUGUUUUUUGUGUUAACAAUUGUACUGCUGAUUGUCGCUCUGAUUUUUGUGAUUAUGAUCGCUGUUGCGUUACAUAACUUUCCCGACCUGACUAUGCAGAAUUCUAAUGAAACGCUGCCGUAGAUGGAAAUUCAGCCGGAGCUGCAUAUUCGAAAUUAAUUAUUUAUGUAUUUUCAUAUAGCUCAAGCUUUUAGAAAGCGUACGGCACUACUAUUAAUACGAUAUAAACACGCAGUCAGCUCUGAACUCU